Molecule: messenger RNA, 10629 nt
Organism: Parasteatoda tepidariorum (common house spider)
Lineage: Eukaryota; Metazoa; Arthropoda; Arachnida; Araneae; Theridiidae
Source: RefSeq, a predicted model, not a curated record
CGCAUUUAGUAAAGAAACUUUUUAUUGUUAUUUGUGUGUUCUGUUGUUAAAUUUUCUGUACAUGUUUUCACCCUUAAGUGUUUUGUUUCAUAUUAAAUAAACAGUUAUCCGUGGAACUACCUUCACAUACGUGUAACAAAUGGAGUUGUUAUUAAUCUCUCUUCGCGUAUUAAUAGAAUUUACAAGUUCCAUUACUUUUUGCGUGCAUGUGGAGUGAUUAGAUUUGUGUCAUUGCUGUUUUGUUGCCUGUCAAUCUUGAAAGUUAAAAAUAGGUUACUGAGAGGAAUUAAUUGCAAAAAAUAUGAGUAUUAAUAAUCAUCUAAAAGAUAUCUAUUGUUAAAUCCAGCUUUUGGUAUUUGACGAAGUGAAACAUUUGUAAUCCUUUUGAAAUGCAUCAGUCAAAGAAGCUCAAGGAAAGUGAUACUACAUCAUCAGUUACCACUAGUAAGAUUAGUUCUAAAUCAAAUAAUCAUAAGCAAAUAAAAAAACAUCGUACAUGUUCUCCUAAAAAAUUGUGUAUAAAUUCCAUAGCAGAUUCAAUACCUUUUCUGUUACAAUCAUCAAAAGUCACAGUAGAUAGUCUGAGUAUUCAAAAUGUAUUAUCUAACUGUACAUCCAGCUGUAAACAUUGUGUUCCUUUCAAUUGUGCCGUGCCGUUACAGGAUGUUGUUUCAGCUUAUGGUUAUAUCAAAAAGAAAAUGUGUGUGAACUCUAAUGAAGUAAUUGAAGAUCCAUCUGAUAUUUCCUCUGAAAACCAAUUUCAAAAUGAAACAGUCAUGGUUGAAACUCAUUUUAAUAGUUUUAGUGGACCAUUAUUAAGUAAAAAAUCAUUUAAAAAUGAAAAUAUAAAUUCAGUUCAUUUAAAAAGCACGUUAAAUGAUUCUAAAGCAGUGUUAAUAUCUUCGGGUUAUGUCUCUAAGAGUGAAUCUGAGGAAAAUGAAAAGUCAUUACCAGAAGAUGAUACUGCAAAUUUUGCUCAUAGUUCAAAAAUGUCUUUAGAAAUAGUUAAAAAAACUGAAAUGAAUACUAAAAUUAAAUCUGUUUUUGUAGAAAAUGCUGCUGAUUUAACUAGUACAAUUGUUUCAAGUUUGAAUUUAUGCCCUGAUAGUGGCAUUUUGCUCGACACACAAGAUACCAAAUUUGUGGAUAAUCAGCAAAAAUUCAAGAUAUUUCCUAAAGCUAAAAUGUCCUUCAGUAAAACUGUUAGUAAUCAAAUAUUAGUUCAGAAAACUAAUGAUAUUGAUAUUAUUAAAUUCAAGGAAAAUAUUAAUAAUUCUACCCAUUCUGUCUCUGAAAUUUCUUGUACAAAAAAUCUCUAUAAAGAAAAAGAAUCGUUACCACAAGGAAUUGGCCAAAUAAAUAUAUCUUCUCAACAUUUAACUGAACAAUUAAAAUCAGUUCCUAAAAUUAAAGAUAAUUCUAACAAUAAAUUGGUCAAUGAAAGUAACGAUAGUUCUUUAAUACAAACAUUAAUUUCAAGGAAAUCUGUGAAAAGAAAAAAAAGCAGUAAAAUUAAUGUAGCUGCUAAAAAUGUAAACACCUCUGAAUUCACAAAAACAAGUAACUUGACUACAAAUUCAUGUAUUGAUGAAUUAUUUGAUGAAAGUGUCCCAUCAGAUUUUCUUGUACAGGCAAAAUUUCUUAAAAUUACUGUAAAUGAUGCAAAGCAAACAUUUGGAUUAUCUCCUGUAAAUAAAUUAAGUAUUGAAAAUAAAGCAACUAAUAGCUCUCUCAAUGACGUUAAUGAAAAUCAAACUGUUGCUACGGUCAGUGAAUCUUCUGCAAAAUCCAAGUUAGUAACUAAAAAAUCUUUAAAGCUAAAAAGAAUUAAUAGCCAUUAUGCCAAUAAUCAAAUCAAUGGACAAACUUCAUCAGUCUUAGAAGAAGUCUCUGAUAAAAUAACAAUUAAGGAUACAAAAAGCACUUUAAGGUUGUCUGAUGAAAAUGAAGUAAGCAAUGGAGUUGGAAAUACACCACUCGAUAUAGUUAGUGAUAAGAAAACUUCAUCUCAAAAUGUCGAUAAAUGUAUUGUAAAAUCUAUGGUGGCUCCUAAAAAAUCUUUAAAAUUGAAAAAAAUUGGUAACGCACAGGUCAAUGUCAAAAGCACUUCUGACUUCAACAACGCAAGCAACUUGGAUAUAAAUCCUUGUUCUGAUGAUUUGUUAAAUGAAAGAGUCCCGCCAGAUUUUCUUAAAGAGGCAAAACUAUUUAAAGUUACUGUUAGUGAUACAAAGCGAAAGUUUUCUCGUGGAGAUGGAUUAUAUGAUGAGGAUAAGGUAUCAAAUGCCUCUCUUAAUGAUGUUGAUAAGGAAAUUUCAAUUCAAACUGUUGAUGUGGGUAGUAAAUCUGGGAAUUCAAAGCCAGUAACUAAAAGACCUUUGAAACUAAAAGGAGUUGAUAAUAAUUCUGUCAAUAAUAAAACCAGUACAAGAACUUCAAAUGUAAAUCCAUUUUCAGAUGAUGACUUAACUGAGAGUGCUCCAUUAGAUUUUUUAAUGCAAGCAAAACUUAUGAAAGUAACAGUUGAAGAUUCAAAAAGAACUUUAAGAGAGUCUUCUAAUAUUGAAAAAAAUGAACUGACUAUUGUAUCAUGCAAUAAAAAUAGUAAUAAAGACGAAACACAAAAUGCUACUAAUAAAAAAUCUUUUAGAAAAAUCGGUAAUAGCUGGUGUCGAAUAUUAACUAAAAGAAGUUUAAGAAAUAAAAAUACGUUUACCAAUUGUCAUACAUCAGUUCCAAAUACAGAAAACUACUCUAAAGUUAUUGAAGUAAAUGAUACAGUUAGUAAACAUAUUGGUAAUGAACCUUUAAUUCAUCCUUCAUCUAAAAUUUCUUUGAAAAGCAAAUUAGUUAAAAAUAAUAUAAUCAAUAAAAACUUCUCUUUGACAAAUUUAACUCGAGUUAUUUCCUCUUCUACAAAUAUGGCUCCAGAUGAUGAAGUAGUUGAACCACUGCACUGUGAAGAAAAUUUUGUUCAUUCAGCCUCAAAUCUAAUUGCAUCCUCAAGGUUUGCUCAUGAUACUAUUAUUGAUAAAAAUGAAUCCACAAAUAUUGAAUUAAAUAAAAUUAAUUUUAAUAAAAAUUUAAAUCAAGUGCCAUUAUCCAAAAAAACUUUUAAAAGAAAACUUAUUCGAAAUAAAAAUAAUAGUGACCUCACUUCUACAAAUUUGGCUUUAACUAUUUCUCCUUCUAAAAUUUUGGACCUUGGUAAUGAAGCAAUCAUACCAAUACAGUCUAACGAAGAUAAUGCAAUAAUUUCUGCUCAGAGUUCUGGUGCAUCAUUAGAGUUCUCUCAUGAAACUGACAUCAAUGAUAAAAAUGAAUCGACCAGCACUAAAUUAAAUGCAGUUAAUUUUAAUAAAAAUUCAAUGCAAGUAUCACAACUCAAAAAACCCCCCAAAAGAAAAGUAAUUAAUAAUAUGAAAAACACUAGUUCUAAUAGUGUAAAUGUGGAUUCUGGUAUUGUUACAGAUAAAGUUAUGACAAAUGACAAGGUAAGCGCUGAGCAAUUUGAUGAUGAAGAAAACAUUUUAUCGAAUAUCCUAAAUGAUCCUGUUGAGUUAGAAUUGCCUGAGGACAUUUUAUUAAAUGAAGAUUUGGAAAUUCCGUCAUUUUCUGAAAAAAGUCUUAGUUAUGAAUCUGAUGUAUUGAAGCCUAGCACCAAUUUCAGAACUACUAUGGUCAAUAGUUAUUCUAAGCAGUAUUCAGAUAGUGAGGACAGCGAUCUAGAAUCAUCAUUUAAAAGGAGAAAGUCAUCAAGUAGUACUCAACUGGCAUCAAUUAGUACUGAAAACAUCUUUGAUGAUAAAAAUAGAGAAUUUAAUGAUGAAUCUUCCCACGACUAUAGCUCUAUUUCAAGUUUAAGUUCAUUUACACGUAAACAUUCAUGCAGCACCCCAUCUACACAUUCAGAUUUAAAAGAAUCAUGCUCUCUUUUCAAUUCAACUGAGUUUGUAGAACAUUUUCAAGAUCCAGAUUAUCUUUCAGAGGAUGAGAAUUUUCAAAAGAGCUUUCAAGAAAUAAUUGAAGGUAUUAAAAGUGCCUGCAAUAAAAAUGAUAUUCAAAAAGCCAUUGCUCUUGCUGAUAAAUAUAUACCUAUUAGUACACCUGAUGUGAAAGCAGAUAUUUUCAGAACUUUAUUCAUCAAUAUUAUUAAAUGUUUUAAAAGUUCUAACUUGAAUCCCAAAAGUGAAAGGAAUGAUACUGCAUUAGGUGAUAUUAAUAAAAUACUUGUUGAAAACAAUUUAUAUCAAUCAGAUGUCUGUUCAAUGAUAAUUUAUGAAAGUUUCGCAUCUGAACUCUGUAUAUCUUUUACUACAAAAGUGUUUUUGCAUUGUAUGGAAAAUCAAAUUACUUUAUCUGAAGAAUCAAUAUUAAAGUAUGCUGAAUUUUUGAAACAUAAAGGUGAUGCAACUAAUAUUUUAACAUUUUUAAUUCCUGUUGGAAACAUAAACUAUUUUAGGAUACCUGAUAUACUAUUUCAAGAAUUAUUAGAGGCUUGUGCUUAUGACAAAUCAAUAUCACCCAAAGAUUUUACGAAAUUGUGUGAAAUUAUAUCUGACAUUAAUUCAGUAACUUUAGAGGAUGCAUUUUUGAAAGGGUUUUUCAGAAACUGUAUUGAAAAUGAGCAAUGGUUUCAGAUAAAUAGAAUGUUUUGUUCAUGUGCAGAGAAUGGCCGACAUGGAAUCCUGAAAAAUUUGUAUUUUGCCUUGGCCUUUCCAUUAAAUGAAGCAGGUGACUGUUAUGAAAAAUUUAUUGCUUCUGUAUUUAAUUCGCCUAGUGACUUGCCAGCUCAAGUAAUGGUCCUGGUUGCACAUUUUGGAAUAUCUCUAUUACUUGAAACAUAUACUAAUAAUGAAUUGGAUUCUUCUCUGCCUAUUCUUUACUUGCUUCAUAAAUAUGAUAUUAACUACUGGGAAGUACAUUUACCAUUAACAUUUUCUGACACUAAUGGUGUUAUAAAACUAUAUCCUCAUUCUGUCGAAGGCUAUGUUUUAAGAGAAACAGUGAUACAUGCAGCUAUUGAUAUUUUUUUACACUUCAAAAGACCUCAAGAUGCAUUUUCUGUAUUUCAAGUAUUUUUCAAUGAUGAGCUAUCUGAUAUUAAAACUUUGGAAUCAAGAGGAGAUAUCUUCAUGGAACGUUAUUUACUUUUGAUGAAAAUAACUGGUAUUUUAAGGACUACUAAUCAAUUAGGAGAGGGUCUCAAAGCAUUAUAUAUGUUAUUAUCUAUGGAGGAAAAAGAUGUAACAUUUGAAGAGGAUGCUGCUUUCAUAAAAGAAUUCCGUACACUAUAUAGUAUGUAUCUCACGGAUCUUUUGAAUGAGGAAAGAAUUGAUGAAGCCUUGGAUUUAUUUGAAAAAAAGUGUGGACCCAUUAAAGAGAAUUUAAAUUUGAACAUCUAUGCCUGUGUAAGAAGAGGUUUGCUUCUUUCCUAUGCAGAAAAAGGAUUGAUAGACAAAGCAAAAAAACAAUUUCGUAUUGGAUACAUAAAAAAUAAUUAUCCAAAGCUUGAUGAAAAUCCAAAGCAACCAUUUUGUUAUUGGAUUAAAACUUUUUGGACAAAAUAUGAAAUAAAAUUUGCUCUAGAAAUGUUUUUUGAAGAAUUGCAUCCAAUUUUGCUUACCAAGAAUACGCCUGGCUCCAGAGGUUGUUUCAAAAUUUGGCUCCAAUUAAGGAACAAUGCUCUUGAGAAUAAUUCAGUCACAUGUUUGGUCAAAGUUCCUUCUGAUGUUGAAUCUGCUUAUUUACGAACGAGAGAAGCUUUACAAAGCAUCGAUUCCGACUUAGAAAAAAGUGGAAUCGAAAGAAAGAAGAAGAGGGAAAAACUGAAGUGUUUAGAACUUCCAUCUGAAGCUUUUUACCAAUUUUGGAAAAAGAAAUUUUGUCCUCCUUUGGGAAAAAGUGUCAAUAAGGGUUUUGUUGUCAACUGUAAACAGCGUAUUUCUUUUGGAAUAACACACCAAUUGUUUCCACUGUUGUGUUGCCAUGUGUCUAAGUAUAAGUUGUGGAGAAUGGAGCAGCGACACCUUCGUAAAAGUCAAGGUCAGUGCUUGUCUGAGAUGCAUGGCCUUAAGAGCAUAUUGAAAAACGAAGUUAUAAGUCUAAAAUGAAGAGAGAGAAAAAUCAUCAGCCCAAAAAUUAUUUACUCCUGAAGUUUUUUCGAACACUUCUGCCUUGGUAGCAUUUUUGAAAUAAGUAUUUUUAAUGAAUUGUAUAAUUUAAUAAUUUUGAUUAACAAAAUCUGAUACAAGACAUUCGAUAAAACAGAUUGAAAAUUUUGGGCAUGCUGCUUGCUUUUUUGUCCCCUUUCUUAAGUAACAAUUAUUAUAGAAUUUAAAUUAAUUGAGCUUCAGAGAUCAUUACAAAUAGGUUUUUCUUUUUUCCUUAUACAUUUGCACAUAUAUCCCCUGUUUUAUUUUUUAUUAAUUUUUGUAAUUUUUAAAAAUAGUUUUAUACAUAAGAUUUUAAAAAUUAAAAUAGAUUUUAUUUAAUUUAAUUUUUUUCUUCUGCUUUUUACAGAUAUGCAUAAUUUUUUUUCUUUCUGAAAGAUUUUUUUUUUUUAGAACACUAUCUUAAUUACUUUAUUUCUUUUACAUAGUAGUUAAGAUGUUAAAAGAAAGUCUAUGCAGCCUAAGCUGUUUUUGAUUGACCGAUGCAUGAAGUCCAAUUUAUUAUUCAUUAUUCCAUGGAUGUUAUUGUUGUGCCCAUUUGAACAUCAAAACACAACUGCACAUUUUAAGUGACUAAAAUAUCACUUCAAAAAUGAGUGGAAUGUUUAUUUGAAAUUAAAAUGUCAAAACACCUGAAACAAAAAAUAAAUUAUCCUCCUGAUUUAAUUUUUUUUACAAUUACAUUUUAUUUAUGAACUCUGAAUGUUUAACCUUUAAAACUAUUUGCACACCACAUUGCACUUUAACAGAAAAAAUUAUAAUUCAUGCGAAUAACCAUUUUGCUUAAAAGCCAUCAAUACCUCAUUGUAUCAUUAACAGUGACUUUAACUUUGACUCAAAUAAGCUUAAUAGUCAUAGUAUUAAAAAAAAUAUUUAAAGAUGUAACUGUUUAUGUAUCUGUUUUUGAAUAAUGAUGCUUUUCUUAGAGUAUUCUUAGUUAAUUGUAUACUUUAGCUAUCAUCUCAUCAUAUAACUAGAUUAACAAAUUUAUGUUAUUCUGCUAUUCCUCAGGGGGUUUACCAUCUUUUGGUAAACACGGGUGUCACAAUCCCGAGGUGCCCUAGUGAUGUGUCAAUUAAUUUAGUCUAUAUGAAGGACUACUUUUAUGUGCGUUAAAAAAAAUAUUUAUAGUGUAGUACGAUCGAUAAAUAUAUAGUUUUGAAAUAUAACCUCAUUCUUAAUACAUGCUCCUCAGGGGGUUUACUUUUAGGUAAACACGGGUGUCACAAUCCCGAGGUACCCCAGUGCAACAAUUUCACUGUUUUCUUUUGUGUUCCGCGAAUAUAAUCCACAUUAUGGUGGUCCUGGUAGGCUAUUACUUACCACAUAAUAUGUGGAAGUUUAUUUCCCAUCCUGUAAAAUGUCUUGCUAUUGAUGUAUAGUGUAAAUCUGCGUAUAGUUAUUUAAAAAAUUAUGUAACUAUUCCGAUUUUAAUAUCAUGAAAUAAUGCCUCUAUUGUGAAUGAAAAACUCAGUGUUGUAUUAAUAAUAAUAAAAUCACUGAAAAAGAACCUCUAAACAACAUAUUAGAAACAUGUUUGAUCAUAACAUUUCAUUCCUAACUGUAGACGCAGAUCUAAUGUGUGUUUGCAAAAUAAUUUAAAAAGUGUGAUUGCAUAGCAGCAAGAUUUUUUUUUAAGUGGAAAACAGGAAAAUACAAAUUUAUAAAUAAAAGAUCUUAUCCUUAAAGCUAAACAUUAUCUGCAUGGUGUCUCAGUAUUAGAACUGUAUUAUUUGCAAAUAGUUAUCUCUUGUAACAAGUGAUAAUCUGUUUUAGCAAUUAAGGAAAUGGAAUAUAACUUCCCCAUCUUUUGCUGCAUAACAUCUGGCAUAGUCUUAAAGAAGGGCAUUAAAAGAAUAGUGCUGGUUGUACGUAAUGCUGAGAAAAGGUUUGGGGAGUGUGAUACUUUUACAAAAACAAAAUCUAAAUUGAGUUAAAACUCUAAAACUCCCUCCGAAGUAUUAAAAUUAUUUCCCUCUAUCGUCAGAUAAUCCUAAUGCUCGAUUAUUUGCUAUACUACUACUUCCUCACGCAACUCUCGACCCAUAAACAGAGCAUUAUCUAAUACGCUACUACUUAAAAAAGUUAAACUCCGUCGCCAGUAAUGCGUGUGCGCAGCCCCAUGUAGGUUUAAAAUUUUUACAACAAUUUUUGAAAGGAUCAAAAAUAAAUCUUCGUAACUAAGUUUUUAUUCCUUUGAAUCCGAAUAAAUACUUAACGCAUAACUAACUGUUAGACACUACUUAAAUUAAUACUUAAAACAACCCGACAAAAUUAGCUGAUUUUCAAACAAUCUGUCCCCUUAGGAGUGGAAAAGCAAACAAUCCUUCUUUAGUGGAUGUCUACGUCCAAAAUUCAUGUUUAUUAGUUAGAGCUCUGCACUAAUGAACCAGGACCUGUCUUUUUAUUGCUACAGUUUACUGUGUUGGUCCUUUUGUAAAACCACGCUCUUGUGGCAACUAACUCGCUAUUCCCGACUGCGGUAUUCGACCUCGUGUUUACUUUUUAUAAUGUAAUGAGACAAAAUUUAGAUUUAUGAAACUCUACAUCCUUUGAAUAGUAUUUAAAUAAUUCAAUCAAAAGUACAGUAAACCUAGAAAAUUUAUACAUUCAAUGAUGUGCUCCAAUUUGUAACGUAUAAAUCGCGAUGUUCCAUAAUUGGGUACUUGCACUCCAAGAAGAAGACAAUCCAUACCCACACAUGUGACCUAUAACGUCAGCUCCAGCUAAUCUUUAUCAGCAAGAUAUCGUAUUAAAGUUGAGCUAAGUUUCUCUACAUAAUUUAAAAUGUUAACGUUAUUAAAUACAGAGCCGUGUCGCACAUCAAAUUAGUUGAAAUAUGAUUCUUUCUCUUGUACGUUUACUUAUAUUGAUGUAUUAUUUGUUUAUGUAUUUUAUAAUAACCGUGACAUAUUUUUGCAUUCUGUACCUGGCAACGUCGAUGCAUAAUAAGUUUGUUUAUGUUCUACAUGGCUUUGUACUAAUAUAUUGUGAAAGAGAAGAUCGAAAUAGAAUGGAAAGAACAGUUGCAAACGUACACAAAAGCCACGUUACAAAAACUAAUCAGGAUCGAGAUACCCACACGUUACUUGCUGUGCGAUGAAAAUCACGCAACGAAGGAUUUUGAUUUAAAAGUAAUGCAAUGUUAUAUACGUGACACAUAGAAAACAACAUCGUUCAAAAAGUCCGGUUUCAAGAUCGCGCGGAUUUGCAUUGUGAUAAAUUAUUGAAAACCCCUUAUUAUUUGUAGUUUAAGUAAAUUAUUCAAAUCCUAAUUUAGAAGUUGGCUGGAUGCAUGUCGAAAUAACGCAUCUGUAAUUAUUUCUUCGUGAAACAAAUAAUGCGAGCAAAAAAAAAGAAAUUGAAUAUUCACUUUAGAUAGUGAUUCCAUCAUUGCAUCGAGAAAAAAAAAUUAGAUUAAAGUUGGAAUAUCAGUUAAGAUACAGUUCAGCCCUGGACAAAUUAAACAUAAAAUCUCAGCAAGCUUUAAGCUUAAGUAUAAAUGAUCCUGGUUGGUUGGUUGGUGUCGUAUCCUCUAUUGAAUCAUAUUUCAUGGUGUGCUUGAAUAGUUUUUGUUAUUUCUAUGGCAUUAAAAGAAUACAAAUCCUCUUCUAUGGGGUAGUUUAAGAGGUGCAGGCCUGCCGCGACUGCAGGGCAGUUAAAAACAUGAUAUGGUGUCAGUUCCACAUUAAGACAGUUGCCACAGUUUUGAUAUUUUCUAGUCUUAUCUGUAGAAAUUUUUAUGAUGUUUUGUUCUUAGUCUGAUGAGAGUAUAAAUGAUCCUUCUUUAGCUAUUUAACAACGACCAUUUUGGUUUUGAGGUGGUUAUUAAAGUUGUUUCUGGGGCUAUGACAUCAUAUGAAAUGUGCAUCGGGUUUUUUACACUUUCUUAACUAAGAAAUUUAACUAGAAAUAAAAUUCGCAUGAGCAUACUUAGAUAAAGUUUAAAAUAUCGGUGUGUCGCAGUGGCAGCUUUUUACAUCAGUCUAAAGAUAAACUAACUAAACUAAAACAAGAUAUUUAUUUACCCAUGACCAAAAAGUUAAAUCAGUUAGCUAGUACAUAAAUAAAGUUUUCGUUUCUCACUUUGCAGCUAUUGUAUCUUCUAGUACAAUAAGCAUAUACAAGUUAUUUCUAUUUUUGAGAAGAUGAUAUAAACUCUACAUUGAAUGAAUUAAGAGAAUUUCGCUAUCACAGCGCAAGCUGAAAUGGUCGUGGCUGAAGAAAAUUAUUGAUUGAGAAUUGAAAAAAACUUAUUAUACGCCUUUGAAAUUUGUUGCAAUGCAAUAUAAAAAGAAAAUCUUUCAUAAAUGGUAGCAUUUAACCUUUUCGAAGUAUUGCGAAUUGUAAUAGCCGAUCCUAAUGUUAGAGCAUUCUUCUUGAAAAAAAUCAUCCUUUACUCUCCUAUAUUCGUCUGUACUGUUUUACUGUGGAUUAUAAUUAUCCAAUUGCUUCA